CCUGGUAACCGUCUUACAACAACAACAGUAAAAAAUUCAGAGGAUGUUAUGAAAUAAUUGUAACAUGUGGUCCAAAGAAAUUGAUGAAUUAGGGAUGAUAAAUCAGUCUGAAAAGGGCUCAACAUGUUCUCGCAUCUUCAAGAUCCUCCUUAUAACAUUCAUGGCAGGACUCUUGGUGGGCGGAAUAGCUGUCCUGGGUAUUGGUAUUUGGGCUCAUGAAUCAGAGUAUGGAAGCAAGGCAGUUGGUGGUCUCAUUGGAGUUGCACUGUACAGUAUAGACUCAACACUGUUUAUUGCAUGUGGAUCAGUCACAAUUUUCAUCAUGGCUGUAGGACUUGUUGGGUAUCUGCUACCACAGAAAUGUCUCCUGGGAUUACACUUAUGUGUUAUGACCUUCCUUGCGUUUACACUGUUUGCUGCUGGAAUCUUGGGCUAUGUGUUUGUAGGGGAGCUUGAAGACACUGUGCGAGGGUCAUUAAAGAAAAGUGUUACAGAAAACUAUGGUACACCAGGAAAAGAUUCAAUCACUAGGGCUUGGGAUGAUAUUCAACAAUCAUUUGAUUGUUGUGGAGCGUCUGGAGGAGCAAAUACAACAACAUCCUGGUACUUGUAUCAGCAUGAGAGUUUUUGGUUCAAGGAUGGCUAUAACAAGAAUGCAAGUGUGCCACAGAGUUGUUGUCAGAGUGAUGGAAAUGUACAGCAGUGUAUGGGUCUGCUUCUAAGUAAUGAGACCAAGUCCUGGCCACCAUACCAUGCUCCACCUGUCACAACUUACCCAACCAAUUAUACUUUAUACAUGGAGGGUUGUUAUGACAAACUGGAGAAGUAUCUAGAACAGAAUGGAAUACUGAUUGGAACUACUGCUGUGGUCAUUGGAGUGUUCAUGAUUAUUGAGAUCGCCAUGACAAUAUUUGUGUACCGCUCGCUUCAUUAGAACAGUUGCUAGGAUACCAAGAUCACCAUACUUGAUCAAAUUUCAAGUUUGUUUGUUCUUUUUAUAUACAUAGGAUUUAUUAUUUGAAUGUGUUUAAUUUAUAAUCAUCAGAGUUUGUUUUUUUUUUUUCCUUAGAAAUUGUGUUAAACAGCAGUAUGAAAAAAAAAAAUAGGAGGACUAAAACAUACUUUUUGAAUAGAGUUAAAAGUGUGUCGACUGUUUUAUUGUAUAACAGUUGUAAUUGUGAUAUACAUUGUGUCUAGAGUUUAAAACAUUAUUUGGUUCAUAGAACAAAUACUUGUAUGGUAAUAGUUAUGUAUUUCAAAUUUGUAAAAUGAAUACAGAAAAUUUUGCAGGCAAUUUAAAAUGCUGUUAGUCCUAUUUUCUGGGUAUUCUUAUUUUUUUUCUGUCUAAAUUUUUUUAUAUUCAGGUGUAGGGUAAUAUUUCAUAAAGAUCUGAAUAUUUUCAUUUUUUAAAAGAUCGUGUUUUUGUUGUUAUCAUUGUUAAUUUACACACACUUUAGACAAUUUAACGUUGGCUGUUUUGGGUAGUAAGCAGUCUAGGUAUUGCAGUUGGUAAGCAGAUCUGAUUUUUGAUAGUUUUGUAUUUUGAAGUGGUUUUUUUUAUUUAUUAACUACACUGAAUGCAUAUAUUUGCUGAAAAUUAUACCAACAUAGAUUCUAUCCAGUUUGUAUGAGGUCAUUCCUGUUAAUGUUUUGAAGAGUUUAAAUAUAAGCAAUGAGUUGAUUCAUUGUAACAACUUAGUGCAUAUGUUACAUGCUUGUGCUGAAAGUUGUUAAUAUUUUAUUUUUAAUUGAAUAUUUUCAGUCAUAAGAUAUACUCAUUCUAUAGGUGUAUGAUUGAUAUGACUUAUGAGUAAAUGAGAAAGUUAUAUUUAAGUUAUUUAACAUUUACCCUAAAAAAUUUUAAAAUGAACUGUUUCAUCAUUCAAUUUGGGCAGUACCACUUUUUAUUCAAAGGGGUGUUCACUGAAAAUUUACUGACUGAAUAGGGAAUAGUGCAGACCAUGAUCAGCCGGCACAGAUGUGCAGGCACUGGUCACAAAGGCAGAGUCUCUUGCUGCCACAAGGCUAAAGUAGACUGAGAUUCUGCAUGUUUUAAAGAUAUAUCAAGUUCAAGUUUUUAUGCCCCCGAAGGGAGGCAUAUAGUUUUUGAACCGUCUGUCAGUCUGUCCGCAAUUUUCGUGUCCGGUCCAUAUCUUUGUCAUCUAUGGAUGGAUUUUCAAAUAACUUGGCAUGAAUGUGUACCACAGUAAGACGACGUGUCACAUGCAAGACCCAGGUCCGUAGCUCAAAGGUCAAGGUCACACUUAGACGUUAAAGGUCAUUUUUCAUGAUAGUGCAUUCGUGUCUGGUCCUUAUCUUUGUCAUCCAUGGAUGGAUUUUUAGCUUGACUAUUCAUAGAAUAGUAGAGCUAUUGGACUCGCCCAUGCGUCAGCGUCCGCGUCGGCGUCCGCGUCCGCAUCGGCCUCCGCGUCCCGAUUUGGUUAAGUUUUUGUAUGUAAGCUGGUGUCUCAGCAACCACUUGUGGGAAUGGAUUGAAACUUCACACACUUAUUCACUGUGAUAAACUCACUUACAUUUUACAGGUUCCAUAACUCUGUUUUGCUUUUUUACAAAAUUAUGCCCCUUUUUUGAACUAAAAAUUUUUGGUAAAGGUUUUGUAUGUAAGCUGGUAUCUCAGUAACCACUUGUGGGAAUGGAUUGAAACUUCACACACUUAUUUACUGUGAUAAACUGACUUACAUUGCACAGGUUCCAUAACUCUAUUUUGCUUUUUUACAAAAUUAUGCCCCUUUUUCGACUUAGAAUUUUUUGGUUAAGGUUUUGUAUGUAAGCUGGUAUCUCAGUACUCACUAAUGGGAAUGGAUUGAAACUUCACACACUUGUUCACUGUCAUGAUCUGACAUGCACAAAGCAGGUCCCAUAACUUUAUUUUGCUUUUUUACAAAAUUAUGCCCCUUUUUCAGCAUAGAAAUUUUUGGUUAAGUUUUUGUAUGUAAGCUGGUAUCUCAGUAUCCACUAAUGGGAAAGGAUUGAAACUUCACACACUAGAUUGUCAUGAUAUGACAUGCAGUGCAAAGGGUCAAUAACUCAACUUUGCAUUUAACAAAAUUAUGCCCCUUUUUGAACUUAGGAGUUUUUGGGUUAAAUUCUUAUAUGUAAGCUGGUAUCUCAGUACCCACUAAUGGGAAUGGAUUGAAAUUUCAUAGACUUGUCCACUGUCUUGAGCUGAUAAGCACUAUGCAGGUUCCAUAACCCUAUUUUACUUUUUUACUAAAUUAUGCCCCUUUUUCGACUUUCUUAUUCAUUCAAGCGACAAGGCUGUUAAAUAGUCGAGCGUUGCUGUCCUCAGACAGCUCUUGUUAAAUAACUUGGCAUGAAUGUGAACCACAGUAAGACGACGUGUCGCACGCAAGACCCAGGUCCGUAGCUCAAAGGUCAAGGUCACACGGUCCAUAUCUUUGUCAUUCAUGCAUGGAUUUUAAAAUUAUUGGGCAUGAAUGUGUACCACAGUAAGACGACGUGUCGCGCGCAAGACCCAGGUCCGUAGGUCAAAGGUCCUAAACUCUAACAUCGGCCAUAACUAUUCAUUCAAAGUGCCAUCGGGGGCAUGUGUCAUCCUAUGGAGACAGCUCUUGUUUUAUUUGAAAAAUGAACAAUUACUCCACACUAUCUAUAUAAAGUUUGUAAACAUAAAGUAAACGUGUAUGUGUAUAAACAGCAUGGAUCCAGACCAGCCUGCACAUCCACGCAGUCUCGCCAGGAUCCAUACUGUUCGCUUUCAAACCCUAUUGCAAUUAGAGAAACUGUUAGCGAACAGUAUGGAUCCUGACCAGACAGCAUGGAUGCACAGGCUGGUCUGGAUCCAAGCUGGUCACAAAUGCACUAUGUUUGUUUUUUCAUGGUACGGCUCAUUUUUAUUAAGAAAACCAGGGUACAGUUUGUUAUAAAAGAAUCGUGUUCUAACAGAAAACCACUUGGAUAUUUUCUUUUAUUGAACACUUAAAUAACUCAUUUUUGAAGUUAAAAACUGUGUGUAUUAAAGUUAAAAGUUUGUGCGGGAAUUGCUUUUUGCUGUAAACAGAUAUUUUCAACAAAAUACACAUACUUAUUAAAAUCUCAGCCUGUAUAUCAAAUUCAAAAACUUUUAAAUCUACAACACUUUUAAAACACUGAUAAGUUGUAAGCAGUUACAGAGUAUACACAGAAGAUCAGGGUAGUAUGUGUAGGAAGUGUGAUAUAACAUAGUAUGCUGUCUAAAAGUGUGACUAAAACUGACUGAUACUCAUCAAAAAACCAUUUCAGUUUUAAAUACUUAUAUCUGUGAUAUUUUAUUUAGAGCAACCUUAUAAUAUUUUUUUUUUUGUAUUAUUUAAUAGUGCAUGGCCAAAACCACUGGUAUCAAGGGUUAAUUGAGAAACUAUUGUGCAAUUUUCAUUAGUUUCUUACAUAUACAAUUGUUUCAAAAUUUAACCUUUGACAAAUACCAAGAGAUUGGGUAUAUAUUAGGACUGGGAUGAUUACUCGGUUAAUCAGAUCCGAUUCGAUUACUAGGUGAAACCGGUUUCAGUUUUGCAAAACCGCUAAUCGCUCUCAAACAAUAAACAUCACGAAUUGUACUUUAUAUUUAUACAUUUCUUUGACCAGAACAUAGAUCCACAAUAUAUUUCCACUAUAACACAUCAACUUGAACAUAAUCAGUAGUCUCGGAUUUGCCUGUCUUGAUAUAUUUAAAAUAAAAUACACCAAAAUACGACUUAUUAAUUAUUACACUGCUUCCAAACGAUAAAGUCCAUAAGUUCCUAAUGAAGUCAGCUGCUGGAAGUACCUUUAUAAGGUCGUCAGGAAAGAAAACAGGAUUUCAAAUAUGAUGGCCGAUUAACCGGUUUGAUUCGAUUUCAUACAAAUGAUUAACCGGUUUCAAAAUUUAAAAAUCGUCCCAGCCCUAGUAUAUAUUUGUAUUUUAGUGAGUUAUUGUAUUACAGAGGACCAGUCACAUGUGUAGUUAAUUUCUGUGCUUCAGUGUAACCAAAGGAUAAAUUCCUACAUUUAAAAAUAAACAUUAAAAGUUAUUUAUACUUGUUGGUCCUGUUUAAUGUGAUGACUUGCAAAUAUAUGAAAUUAUAUGACAUAAGUACAUGUAUAAUUUAUGAAUCUGGCUGCCAACCAGUUCUUUAGUUCUCAGAUAUUUAUCAUACAUUUUUUGUUUGGGGGAGGGACAUAUAUAUAUAACCUAUAUUUUGAAUAAUGUUAUUUAUUUAUGGAUACAGAACAUUUUAAAUUUGAUUUUAUGGAUGGGUUUUAGUUAUGUUCAACUAAUUUUCAUAUAUAUUUAUUUAGCUGUUGGAAUAAAAAAAAAUGUUUAUAUGUUUUAUUUUAUGCUUGUUUAUUCCUGCCUUUUAGAUUUUUUUGCUAGAAUCUUUUAUUGCCUUAUUUUCUUGAACAAAAUUUACUUAACAAUUUUGAACAAAUGAAUACAUUUUGCAAUUGAAAAAUAUAAUUAGAAAAGAGUAUACUGUUUCCAGCUAAAUUAUCACCUUACUCUGACCUUAGUUCAUCAGAAAGGCAACUAUCAAAGCUGCUAAGAAUAUAUCUCCCAUUUUGUUUUUUAUUCUUUAUAUUUGGAUUUUACUGCUGAUGUUUUUGUUGUUACAUUUUUCUUUAUAAAUUGAGCCAUGCCAUAAGAAAACCAACAUAGUGCAUUUGUGACCAGCAUGGAUCCAGACCAGCCUGCACAUCCGCGCAGUCUGGUCAGAAUCCAUGGUGUUCACUUUCAAAGUCUAUUGCAAUUAGAGAAACUGUAAGCGAACAGCAUGGAUCCUGACCAGACUGUGCGGAUGCGCAGGGUGGUCUGGAUCCAUGCUGGUCGCAAAUGCACUAUGUUGGUUUUCUCAUGGCGUGGCUCAAUCGGCAAUUUGGCACACCAAUAUAAAAAUAUAGCCAAACAACUGCUAAGAAGAUAGAUCUGGUAUAGUUUGAUAUGACAGUUUUUAGCUCAUCUGAUUUUUUGAAAAAAAAUGAUGAGUUAUUGUCAUCACUUGAGCGGUUGUCGGCGUCGGCGUCGGUGUCGGCGUCGGCGUCGGCGUCUGCGUCGGCGUUGCCUGGUUAAGUUUUAUGUUUAGGUCAGCUUUUCUCCUAAACUAUCAAAGCUAUUGCUUUGAAACUUGGAAUACUUGUUCACCAUCAUAAGCUGACCCUGUAUAGCAAGAAACAUAACUCCAUCUUGCUUUUUGCAAGAUUUAUGGCCCCUUUUGUACUUAGAAAAUAUCAGAUUUCUUGGUUAAGUUUUAUGUUUAGGUCAACUUUUUUCCUAAACUAUCAAAGCUAUUGCUUUGAAACUUGGAAUACUUGUUCACCAUCAUAAGCAGACCCUGUACAUCAAGAAACAUAACUCCAUCUUCCUUUUUGCAAGAUUUAUUGCCCCUUUUGGACUUAGAAAAUCAGUUUUCUUGGUUAAGUUUUAUGUUUAGGUCAGCUUUUAUCCAAAACUAUCAAAGCUAUUGCUUUAAAACUUGCAACACUUGUUCACCAUCAUAAGUUGACCCUGUACAGCAAGAAACAUAACUCUGUCCUGCUGUUUGCAAGAUUUAUGGCCCCUUUUGGACUUAGAAAAUAUCAGAUUUCUUGGUUAAGUUUUAUGUUUAGGUCAACUUUUUCUCUUAAACUAUCAAAGCUAUUGCUUUGAAACUUGCAACACUUCUUCACCAUCAUAAGCUGACCCUGUACAGCAAGCAACAUAACUCCAUCCUGCUUUUUGCAAUAAUUAUUGCCCCUUUUGGACUUAGAAAAUCAUUUUCUUGGUUGAGUAUUAUGUUUAAGUCAACUUUUCUCAUAAACUAUCAAAGCUAUUGCUUUAAAACUUGCAACAGUUUUUCACCAUCAUAAGUGGACACUGUACAUCAAGAAACAUAACUCUAUCCUGCUUUUUGCAAGAAUGAUGGCCCUUUUUAGACUUAGAAAAUCAUGGGUAGGACAAUAUUUCUAUUACACAAAAAAAAUCAGAUGAGCGUCAGCACCCGCAAGGCGGUGCUCUUGUUCAAACAACUUAUCAGGCAGACAAAAUAUGACCUACAUUUGUUUAAAUCCCUUUGUAUUCAAUAUACAAUAUGCACGCUUUUCUCAUGACUUACACUGAUAGUUAUUUUGUAAGUUGUAGUGAGGCCCUGAUAGAAAGUUUAGUAAUGCAUGAAGAUUAUAUAGAAUAAUGCAUACAUUCCUUUGAAGAAAAUUAACGACAUUAAGAAACGUUAUUAAGUUUUGAUCUUUUAGCCAAAGUUGUUUAUUUAUUGUUCUCAAUGGUGAUACAUUGGCUUACACAACAUUUAUAUAUCAAAAUGUAAAAUGUAUAUAUCCAACAAUGAGAAAUAACGAAAAAAGUUAAAUUGGUAACACAAAAAUUCAUUGUCGUCAAAUAUAAUUACAAUGUUUUAAGGUAGUGGUUGUAAUUACUUCAUGUUAAGGUAGCUGACAGGUAAUGAUGACUCUAUGUAAUGUAUUUUAAGCAAUUCUCAAUUUAAACAUUCUCUGGAGGGAACUAGCACGAUCAUUUGCUUUCCUUGAAAAACGAAUAAAUGCUGAAAAAGCAUAUGGAGAUUACUCUAUUUGAUGAUUUUCGUUACAUGUCAGCUACCCUAAACAAACUAAAAGGUGUUUUAUUUAUUGUUGAAAACAAAGUAAUCGGAUAAUUUCAGAUAUCAACAUUAAUUUAAAACUUAUACUGUUUACACAACUUGAAAAAAAGGUUUUUGUUGGGGCCUCUCAUUUACAAAUAUAUCAACAAUUAUCCCCUGAAUUGAGUGCAUUCAUGAGUGGAAAAUAGUGAUGGUAAAAUGGUGUAGGGGUUUGUUUACAAUAUAAAAUCUUUAAUAACUUCUUUAAGGUACAUUUUUGGUAUGGUUUUGGUAAGCUUAUAAUAAAGAACAUGUCAUUCUCUUCCACUCAGCAUUUUUUCAAGUGUUUCAGACUCUUGGCUAGUCUUGGAAUUUGACUUUAUUAAAAGACAAAAGGAAGUUCAAUAUAGGCUCUUUCAAAAUGUUGAAAGUAGAGUAAACUUACCUUAUACUCUAUUGAAUUUAUUUGGCUUUGGGAGCUUUUGAUAUAGACUAUAAUUGGGGAAGUCCUAAAAUCUUUGAAAAACGGUCAAUACAAGAGUUGUCCAUUUUGCUUCAGAUAUUUUGAGAAAGUCAUUUUUUAGAUAUCAAAUAUUUCUAUUUUUGACAUGGAGAAGAGGAAAACCAUAAAUAUAUUUAGAAAAUUGGUGCACUUAGCUAUCAUUUCACUCUAAAAAAAACUAUAAAGAUGAAUUUGAAUUUUUUAGGUACCAUCUCUAAAUGAACGCCUUUUGUCAGUUCUAAUCCUCAGGACCUGUCCGUGUUAUAUCAGUGCAAUGGAAAAGUAAGCUAUCAAUGUUACCUGCUUAGUGCUAUACAUGAUAACACAUUAGGCCCCUAAUGCAUCUAACAGUCAUGAAAUUGUUUUCUUUGACUUUCUUAUAUUUUUUUUAGCUCAUCUGAUUUUUUGAAAAAAAAUGAUGAGUUAUUGUCAUCACUUGAGCGGUUGUCGGCGUCGGCGUUGGCGUCGGCGUUGCCUGGUUAAGUUUUAUGUUUAGGUCAGCUUUUCUCCUAAACUAUCAAAGCUAUUGCUUUGAAACUUGGAAUACUUGUUCACCAUCAUAAGCUGACCCUGUAUAGCAAGAAACAUAACUCCAUCUUGCUUUUUGCAAGAUUUAUGGCCCCUUUUGUACUUAGAAAAUAUCAGAUUUCUUGGUUAAGUUUUAUGUUUAGGUCAACUUUUCUCCCAAACUAUCAAAGCUAUUGCUUUGAAACUUGGAAUACUUGUUCACCAUCAUAAGCAGACCCUGUACAUCAAGAAACAUAACUCCAUUUUGCUUUUUGCAAGAUUUAUUGCCCCUUUUGGACUUAGAAAAUCAGUUUUCUUGGUUAAGUUUUAUGUUUAGGUCAGCUUUUAUCCUAAACUAUCAAAGCUAUCGCCUUUAAACUUGCAACACUUGUUCACCAUCAUAAGUUGACCCUGUACAGCAAGAAACAUAACUCUGUCCUGCUUUUUGCAAGAUUUAUGGCCCCUUUUGGACUUAGAAAAUAUCAGAUUUCUUGGUUAAGUUUUAUGUUUAGGUCAACUUUUUCUCUUAAACUAUCAAAGCUAUUGCUUUGAAACUUGCAACACUUCUUCACCAUCAUAAGCUGACCCUGUACAGCAAGCAGCGUAACUCCAUCCUGCUUUUUGCAAUAAUUAUUGCCCCUUUUGGACUUAGAAAAUCAUUUUCUUGGUUGAGUAUUAUGUUUAAGUCAACUUUUCUCAUAAACUAUCAAAGCUAUUUCUUUAAAACUUGCAACAGUUUUUCACCAUCAUAAGUGGACACUGAACAUCAAGAAACAUAACUCUAUCCUGCUUUUUGCAAGAAUGAUGGCCCUUUUUAGACUUAGAAAAUCAUGGGUAGGACAAUAUUUCUAUUACACAAAAAAAAUCAGAUGAGCGUCAGCACCCGCAAGGCGGUGCUCUUGUUUUAGAAAUGCUUGACUAGUAUUUUUUGUAAACGUUAAGUAAGAAUAAUGUUUUUGUCAGGAGCGUAGCAGCAUCCAAAAAAUAAGUGUUGUAACUGGUGUUUGAAAUUUGAGCUGUGGAAUCUCCUGAAAAAAAAUACAUAUUACAGUGGGUGAGAUUAUAAGAUUUUAAAACGAAGGGAUGGGAAGUUUAAAAGCCUGACUAUUGUUGGGCAUACCAAGGCAGUUUUGAGACUGUCAAACCUGAUACGCAAACCUUUUGUUGUUUACUUGCUUUGGUAAAUUAUAGUGAAUAACCACCAUGAAUGGUUUCAUAAUUAGGCCAUACCAAGUUUAUCUUAUGUUUAGUGUCACAAUUACAACCUUCUAGGGAAAAACAGACUUUUGAUAGUCAUGGUGAUUUUCUCAAACAGCUUUAAUUUUAUUCUAAAUUAUGGACAUUGGUAAUUGAGGAUUUUAUACAUCAUUUAAAUGUUUGUAGAUAUAAUGCAUUAGUGAAAUGUAGUUUUUGAACGUCAAUAUUAUGAUUAUUAAACUUGUUACAAGACAGAUAUUUUGGAUAGUUUUCACCAAUUAUUACCUUUAUUGAAACACCAUAAGCAUAAUGAUAUAGUUGGUGUGGCCUUACCUUAUUGUUGUCUCACUAGUUGUCAUCUUUUGUGAUGUUUUCAUUAGUCAGUGUUUUGUAAUAUUCAUUGUUCAUAAAGAUAUUGCUCAUUUUCAUGUUAAAGUUUUAUAAAAAAAACCAAUGUUAUUUUAUUUUCAUUUAGAUUCCUUUUAUACAAUAACAUAUCACACUUUUACAAUAACAUAUCACUUGUUUUUACAAUAACAUAUCAUUUUGUGGCAUUGUAUAUAGAUCUAUAAAUGUAUUUUUUGUCAUUCCAUAGAAUGGUGUGAACAUUAAAGUUACUUUUGAUUGUUCUAAAUGUAAGUUUUUCAUUAAGACAUUUUUCAUUAUACGCUCUCUUCUGAGCACAAAAUGCUCGGGAUGAGCUGUUGCGACCACUCAGCUUCUGGUGUCUGGGCAUCAGAUAACUAUUUUCUUCAAACAACUUCCUUUGAAACCAUAUGAUAGAAGUUGAUGAAGCUUGGCAUGGAUGUUCCUUAGGGUGGUCCUAUUCUAAAGUUUGUUCAGGUGGCUCAAAAAACUCUUUACAAAAAUUGUUACCUAUUUGAGGUGUGAAUCUUGGGGGAACAAUCUGGGGCCAUGACUCUCUUGUAUUCUAUUUCUUCAUGUAUCUAAGUUUUCCUCCUGUGUAUUUUGUUUUUUCCUAGAUUUUUUCAUCAUUGGUAUUUUGAAAUAUUUAAUUGUUCUAUGUUUUAUGGCAGACAUUUUGAAAUGCUAUAAAAUUAUUUUAUUGGGCAUAAAAGCUAGUGGAUUUGCCCAAUGGGUCUAUUUUGUGGGGACAUUUAUUCUUGAAUCUCAGAUUUUCAAGAUAGUAAUUAGGAUUUUGUUUGUUUGGUGAAAUUUAAUUUAUUUGAUCUGUCAACCAUAAAAUCCACAAAAAAUUGUCUAACCAAAAUGGUUUCGAUAUAUGGUCUUGAAUAAGGUGUGAGGUGGCCUCUUUCACUUAAAUGUGCAGUCUGUGUUACAUUUUGGUUAAGGUAACCUAUAACAUAUCAGUUGUUCCUCACAAAUGCUUAUUUUAUCUGCAUAGUAUCAAAGUUAUUCAUGUGAGGAAACCAUCCAAGUGUGGUUUUGGGAGAUCUUUACUUUUAACCAGUUAUUCCAUAACUGAAGUAAUUCCCAGACAAGAACCUACAAUAUACAUUAAAAUCCAUUAAAGCUUGCAAGUUACCAUAUGACUCCAGUGUUAGAAAACUAUUAUUUGAGACCAGUCUUAGAUCCAUUUCAAAAUUAUGCUCAGAAACAACCGGUGAGAUUGAGGAGUUUGAGACUAGAGGGUGGUGGAUGUGUGCACCUGGAGUGCGCCUCCUCUAUAAUAGAUUACUUUAACAUUUAACAAGGCCUCAGAAUGAAGAUUUAAUCCAUUUUUCUAGAAGAAUUAUAUGCUUGCAAACUGUUUUAUACAUUUAGUAAUAGCAUUAUUAUCAUGGAACCAAGACAAGGGAGUUGCCAAUGUAUUCAAUGACAUAAGGUUGCGUCUGCUUAUUUUUUUCUAUGGAGAUUUUAUUAUGUAUAUGUACAAUGUACCCUGUAAAGUACAAAAAAGAAUGUUGUGAGUUAUAAGCAUCUGGAUGCUUUUAAAAUGAUGGACAGGUUUUAAAAAAGUGUUACAAAUUGAAUUUUUUGUAAUUAUAACUUUUUCUCUCAAAAUGUGAACAAACACAAGAAAUUUUUGUGACAUUAUUGGACUUUCUAAAUAUGCUUUCACUCUGUAAGUGUUAAAAGGGAAAAAAAUUCUCCUGAGUUUUCUCUUCUUCAACAAUUACACUCUCUGCAUGUAUUACCUUGCCUGGUGGAUCUGCAUUGUCUCCCCUGGUAGAUCUGCAUUGUCUCCCCUGAUAGUUCAGUAAUUUUUGUAUUGUUGCUCAGAAUACUCAAGUUACAGUGUACUUAUAAACAGAGUUUUAUUUAUAGCAUUGUGUAGUAUUUUAUAGAUGUUUUAAACAUUGUAUAUAUUAUUUUUAUCUUGUUUGUUAGAUAUGUUUUUAAUGUAUAAAAAGUGUUAGAUAUUUGUUGAAACAUUUAUCAUCACAAUGGACAGAUAUUAUGUUUGGGAACUGGGUCUUAAGGGUUACAAUAUUUGAAUGUACAUGUAUCUGGUUUCAGUUCUACAACACUACUCAUAAAGAGUAAGACUGUGAUUACAUCAUAAGAACUUGGGUGUUUUUCAGAGACUCUCUGAGGAGAAUGUCUGAUGGUGUGAGGAUGUUAACAGGGUGGGGUCGAGUUAUCCAGUGACUAAAAGAAUCUAUUUACUGCUAACGCCUGACAGUGUUGUAAAAAUAUAUUUUAUUUUGAAUAAUUGUAUUUUGUUAUAAAAUUGUUACUAAUUUGUUAAUACUUUAUUACUUAUUGGAAGCUCACAGUAAAGAAAUAUAUUUGUACUAAAUUGUUUUGAUACUCAGACAUGUACAUGUUCAAGUUACCAGAACCAGACAUAAUAUGAAAUAUUUUGGAUAUUCUGAAUUAUGUAACUGCUGACAUUCUUGAUAUAUUGUCCGUCCUUGAUUAUCUAAGUCAAGAUCUGAUAUAUCACCUGUUUUUGCUCUGUUGUGUGAUCAAUUAAAAUGGUUGUUUUUAUCUUCUCUGAAGCUAUUGGUACACCAGUAUUUACACCAAAGUUCCUGGAUUUUCAGUGGAAAAACAUGCAAAAUGCCCACAUUCCUUUUAGGCAAGUAAUUGAGGCUGUGAUUGAAAUUUUAAAUUAUCAAUUUAGAUAGUUAGAAAUCGUAAUGGUGCUAAAAAGGUAUUGUAAAAUUGUUUAUACAUAUGUAUUGUGGGUCUCAAAACUUUAAGUUUCUUUGUUCUAACUGUGAAAUUUACAAGAAUUCUAGUAAGAAGGAAAGCAUGAAUAACUACUUCCAUGGGAUUUGAAUAUGCCUGUACCAGUAUCUUUAAUGGCUAAAUAAUGUUUAUAUGCCACCUGUCACAAUGAAAGACACAGGAGGCGUAUAGUGUUUGAACAGUUGUCUGUCUGUCAGUCCGUCUACACACAAAGGUAAGUAGUAAAAUGGUUAUGUGUACAAUAUAUAUUGGUAAAUGCUACUGCUGUAUUCAUUCUGUUGAUUUUAAGUGGCUGAAGUCUAAGUGACUAAAGUCUAAAUGGCUAUAAUUCACAAAGUAAAGAAACAAAAACAAAAUAUUAGCCAAAUAACAACUCUCCUAUAAAGAUGUCCUACAUACAAUCUGGUGAACAAACUUGAUGAAGUGGAAAUGCUCACAUUGAAGGAACUUUCAUGUCUGAUUAUUUUCUUUCUGGUGUUUUGGCCCUUUCUGGGCUGUGAAAUGUUACUACUAUGUCUGUAGCUUGUCUGUCCAGUGUGAUACCAUUUGUAACCCAUUCAAAUGAUAUUAUAAAUGUCAACAAUAUCAAUUAGCAAUGUGCAUUUAGUCUCGAGUUUUAUGUCCAAUACUUUUUUAGCUAUGCUUCUUUAUUAUGUCUCCCCCAGGAGACAUAUUGUUUUUGCCCUGUCCGUCCGUCCGUCCGUACGUCACACUUCAUUUCCGAGCAAUAACUGGAGAACCAUUUGACCUAGAACCUUCAAACUUCAUAGGAUUGUAGGGCUGCUGGAGUAGACGACCCCUAUUUUUUUGGGGUCACUCCGUCAAAGUUCAAGGUCACAGGGGCCUGAACAUUGAAAACCAUUUCCGAUCAAUAACUAGAGAACCACUUGUCCCAGAAUGUUGAAACUUCACAGGAUGAUUGGUCAUAAAGAGUAGAUGACCCCUAUUGAUUUUGGGGUCAAUCCAUCAAAGGUCAAGGUCACAGGGGCCUGAACAUGGAAAACCAUUUCCGAUCAAUAGCUAGAGAACCACUUGACCCAGAAUGUUGAAACUUCAUAGGAUGAUUGGUCAGGAAGAGUAGAUGACCCCUAUUGAUUUUGGGGUCACUCCAUCAAAGGUCAAGGUCACAGGGACCUGAACAUGUAAAACCAUUUCCGAUCAAUAACUAGAGAACCACUUGACCCAGAAUGUUGAAACUUCAUAGGAUGAUUGUACUUGCAAAUUAGAUGACCCCAAUAUAGGUAUGGGUCAGUCCAUUAAAGGUCAAGGUCACAGGGGCCUGACGAUUGAAAACCAUUUCCGGUCAGUAACUUGAGAACCACUUGACCCAGAAUGUUGAAACUUAAUAGGAUGAUUGGUCAUGCAGAGUAGAUGACCCCUAACAAUUUUGGGGUCACUCUGUGAAAGGUCAAGGUCACAGGGGCCUGAACAUUGAAAACCAUUUCUGGUCAGUAACUUGAGAACCACUUGACCCAGAAUGAUGAAACUUCAUAGGAUGAUUAGUCAUGCAGAGUAGAUGACCCCUGUUGUUUUUGGGGUCACUCUGUUAAAGGUCAAGGUCACAGGGGCCUGAACAUUGAUAACCUGUUCCGAUCAAUAACUUGAGAACCACUUGACCCAGAAGGUUGAAACUUCAUAGGAUGAUUGAACAUGCAGAGUAGAUGACCCCUGUUGAUUUUGGGGUCAGUUUAUUAAAGAUCAAGGUCACAGUGGCCUGUUCAUGUAAAAUCAUUUUUUGGAAAUAACUUGAGAACCACUUGACCUACAAUGUUGAAACUCAAUAGGAUGAUUGGACAUGCAGAGUAGAUGACCCCUAUUUAUUUUGAGGUCACUUGAUCAAAGGUCAAGGUCACAGAAGCAUGAACAGUGACUUGAGAACCACUAGGCCAAGAGUGUUGAAAUUUAGCGGGAUGACUGGACAUGCCAAGUAGAUAAUCCCUAUUGCAGCCAACCAUCAGUGUCUCUUUGACUUUUGCUCCUGACCCCUUUUGACUUCUUGCCUAUAGGACUUUGCAUUGGGGGAGACAUGCACUUUUUUACAAAAGCAUUUUCUAGUUUCUGAUACUUUUAUUCUAUCAGACAUUUUCAGGGAGCAUGCGUUAUACAAUGUUGACAUCAUUCUUGUUUGCAAAGUGUUUUUGUCUUUAUAAUUUUUCAGUGUUUUGUACAAUACACAUUGCAAUAAAUGUAGUUUUGUUUCA
Messenger RNA from Mercenaria mercenaria, 15095 nucleotides. RefSeq names its product tetraspanin-11-like. Bases 65 to 934 code for a protein of 289 amino acids. The transcript is spliced from 9 exons. The record is from RefSeq and is a predicted model, not a curated record. NCBI's taxonomy places the organism in Eukaryota, Metazoa, Mollusca, Bivalvia, Venerida, Veneridae. Gene Ontology annotation, cellular component: membrane.